This is a messenger RNA of Erythranthe guttata (spotted monkey flower), 7385 nucleotides long. RefSeq names its product acetyl-CoA carboxylase 1 (gene ACC1). NCBI's taxonomy places the organism in Eukaryota, Viridiplantae, Streptophyta, Magnoliopsida, Lamiales, Phrymaceae. The record is from RefSeq and is a predicted model, not a curated record. Gene Ontology annotation, biological process: fatty acid biosynthetic process. Gene Ontology annotation, molecular function: acetyl-CoA carboxylase activity; ATP binding; metal ion binding.
AAUAAUAAUCUCUUAAAUGUUAAUAAAACACACCCCGCAUCUACUUCCCUCCUGCUACUGAAGAAGAAUCAAUCUUUGCAUGUUCGCCAUUGGAAUUUGUAUAAUAGUGUUUCAGAAGAAGAGCCAAUCCGGUUGAAGAAGGAAGAGUUUUCGUUUUCGUUUUUUUUUUUGUUUCUUCAGACUUUUUUUUUUCCUCCAUUGUUUGAAGGCAAGACAAUAUGUCUGAAGCUCAAAGGAGGCUGAUGGCAGUGGGUAUAAGACCCACUAACGGGUACAUAAAUGGUGGAGCUGUUCCAUUGAGGUCCCCCGUUUUGAUACCAGAGGUGGAUGAGUUCUGUCACACUCUCGGUGGGAAAAGGUCAAUUCAUAGUAUCUUGAUUGCCAACAAUGGAAUGGCAGCUGUCAAGUUUAUACGCAGCGUUAGAACGUGGGCUUACGAAACAUUCGGUACAGAAAAGGCAAUUCUGUUGGUGGCAAUGGCUACCCCUGAGGACAUGAGAAUAAAUGCAGAGCAUAUAAGGAUAGCUGAUCAAUUUGUCGAAGUACCUGGUGGGACUAACAAUAAUAACUACGCUAAUGUGCAGCUCAUUGUUGAGAUGGCAGAGAUGACGCAUGUUGAUGCUGUGUGGCCUGGUUGGGGUCAUGCGUCUGAAAAUCCCGAGUUACCUGAUGCUUUAGGUGAGAAAGGAAUCAUAUUUCUGGGGCCACCAGCUGCAUCGAUGGCGGCAUUGGGAGAUAAAAUUGGGUCGUCGUUGAUUGCACAAGCUGCAGAAGUGCCUACUCUUCCAUGGAGCGGCUCUCAUGUGAAAAUUCCUCCAGAAAGCUCUUUAGUCACUAUCCCUGAUGACAUAUAUCAAGAAGCAUGUGUUCAUACAACAGAAGAAGCCAUUGCCAGCUGUCAAGUUGUGGGUUAUCCUGCAAUGAUCAAGGCAUCUUGGGGUGGAGGUGGCAAAGGCAUAAGAAAGGUCCAUAAUGACGACGAGGUCAAGGCUUUGUUCAAGCAAGUUCAAGGUGAAGUUCCAGGAUCCCCCAUAUUUAUAAUGAAAGUUGCUUCCCAGAGCCGACAUCUUGAAGUCCAACUACUCUGUGAUCAAUAUGGAAAUGUUGCAGCUUUGCACAGCCGCGAUUGCAGUGUGCAAAGAAGACAUCAAAAAAUUAUUGAGGAGGGCCCAAUUACUGUUGCUCCCAUCGAGACAACAAAGAAACUUGAGCAGGCUGCUAGAAGGUUGGCCAAAAGUGUAAAUUACAUUGGAGCUGCAACCGUGGAGUAUUUAUACAGUAUGGAAACUGGGGAAUAUUACUUUUUGGAGCUAAAUCCACGGCUACAGGUGGAGCACCCUGUUACGGAGUGGAUAGCUGAGAUAAAUCUUCCUGCAGCACAAGUUGCAGUUGGAAUGGGUAUCCCUCUGUGGCAAAUUCCAGAGAUACGGAGAUUUUAUGGAAUGGAACAUGGUGGAGGAUACGAUGCUUGGAGGAAAACGUCUAUUGGUGCUACACCAUUUGAUUUUGACAAGGCAGAGUCAACAAAGCCAAAAGGUCAUUGUGUAGCAGUUCGUGUGACCAGUGAAGAUCCUGAUGAUGGUUUUAAGCCAACAAGUGGAAGAGUGCAGGAGCUGAGUUUCAAAAGUAAGCCAAAUGUGUGGGCGUACUUCUCGGUCAAGUCUGGAGGAGGUAUUCAUGAAUUUUCAGAUUCCCAAUUUGGACACGUGUUCGCCUUUGGAGAAUCCCGAGCUUUGGCCAUCGCAAAUAUGGUUCUUGGGCUCAAAGAAAUUCAAAUUAGAGGAGAAAUCCACACAAAUGUUGAUUACACAGUUGAUCUCUUACAUGCUUUAGAUUACAAGGAUAACAAAAUCCACACAGGGUGGCUAGAUAGCAGAAUCGCGAUGAGGGUCAGAGCAGAAAGGCCCCCUUGGUAUCUUUCUGUGGUUGGAGGAGCUCUUUAUAAAGCUUCUGCUAGUAGUGCAGCGAUGGUUUCAGAAUAUGUUGGUUAUCUUGAAAAGGGACAGAUUCCUCCCAAGCAUAUUUCACUGGUCAAUUCUUUAGUUUCACUGAAUAUCGAAGGAAGCAAAUAUACAAUAAAUAUGGCAAGAGGAGGCCCCGGAAGCUAUAGAUUGAGGAUGAAUGAUUCGGAGAUUGAAGCAGAAAUACAUACUCUACGUGACGGAGGUCUAUUAAUGCAGCUGGAUGGAAACAGUCAUGUUUUAUAUGCAGAAGAGGAAGCAGCAGGCACGCGCCUUCUUAUUGAUGGAAGAACUUGUUUGCUUCAGAAUGAUCAUGAUCCAUCCAAGUUGAUGGCAGAAACACCGUGCAAGCUACUCAGGUAUCUGGUUGCAGAUGGCAGCCAUGUUGAUGCUGACACACCUUAUGCGGAAGUGGAGGUCAUGAAGAUGUGUAUGCCUCUUCUUUCACCUUCUUCUGGAAAGAUUCAUUUUAACAUGUCUGAAGGUCAAGCAAUGCAGGCUGGGGAGCUUAUAGCAAGACUUGACUUAGACGAUCCUUCAGCUGUAAGAAAAGCAGAACCCUUUCAUGGUAGCUUCCCCAUUCUGGGACCUCCAACAGCCAUAUCUGGAAAAGUUCAUCAACGGUGUGCUGCAAGUUUGAAUGCUGCUCGAAUGAUUCUUGCUGGAUACGAGCAUAACAUUGAUGAAGUAGUUCAAAACUUGCUCAGUUGCUUGGACAAUCCUGAGCUCCCUUUCCUUCAGUGGCAAGAGUGCUUUGCAGUUCUGGCGAACAGACUACCGAAGGACCUUCGAUAUGAGUUGGAAACAAGAUAUAAGGAGUUUGAGGGAAUUGCAAACAGGCAGAUUGUUGAGUUCCCUGCGAAAAUUUUACGUCGUAUUCUUGAGGCCCACUUAAACUACUGUCCUGACAAAGAAAGAGGUGCCCAAGAAAGACUGGUUGAGCCUCUGACAAGUCUUGUCAAGUCUUAUGAGCGUGGAAGAGAAAGCCAUGCUCGCAUCAUAGUUCAGGGACUUUUUGAAGAAUAUUUAUCUGUUGAAGAAUUAUUUAGUGAUAAUAUACAGGCUGAUGUAAUCGAACGGUUAAGACUUCAAUAUAAGAAAGAUCUCCUCAAGAUUGUGGACAUUGUACUCUCCCGUCAGGGCAUCAGAAGUAAAAAUAAGCUGAUACUACGUCUUCUGGAACAACUUGUGUAUCCUAAUCCUGCUGCGUACCGUGAUCAACUUAUCCGAUUUUCUACACUCAAUCAUACAAAUUACUCUGAGUUAGCAUUGAAGGCAAGUCAACUGCUGGAGCAGACAAAACUCAGCGAGCUUCGUUCGAGCAUCGCAAGAAGUCUUUCAGAGCUAGAAAUGUUUACCGAAGAAGGUGAGAACAUGGAUACACCUAAGAGAAAAAGUGCAAUAAAUGAACGAAUGGAAGCUCUUGUGGAUGCUCCUUUGGCAGUUGAAGAUGCACUUGUUGGUCUUUUCGACCACAGUGAUCACACACUUCAAAGAAGGGUUGUUGAGACUUAUGUGCGGAGAUUAUAUCAGCCCUAUCUCGUAAAGGGAAGUGUGAGGAUGCAGUGGCACAGAUCUGGACUUAUAGCAUCAUGGCAAUUCUUGGACGAGCAUGUACAGAGAAACAAUAGAUCUGAAGAUGAGUUCUCAAAGCGGAAUGAGGGGAAGUGGGGAGCAAUGGUUGUCAUUAAGUCUCUUCAUUUCUUGCCUACAGUUGUAGCUGCUGCACUAAGAGAAGCAACAAAUAACUGGCAAGCUGUAGUUCCAGAUCAAUCUAUACAUCCAGCUACUAGUGGUAAUAUGAUGCACAUUGCCUUGGCAGGAAUCAACAACCAAAUGAGUUUACUUCAGGAUAGUGGUGAUGAGGAUCAGGCUCAAGAGAGAGUAGAUAAGCUGGCGAAAAUAUUGAAGGAGAAAGAAGUAAGCUCCAGUCUUAGAAAUGCUGGAGUAGGGGUCGUUAGUUGUAUUAUACAGAGAGAUGAAGGCCGCGGCCCAAUAAGGCACUCUUUCCAUUGGUCGACAGAAAAACUUUACUACGUGGAACAACCUCUAUUGCGUCACUUGGAACCACCUCUAUCCAUAUAUCUUGAGCUGGACAAACUAAAAGAUUACGAAAAUAUACGGUAUACUCCUUCCCGGGAUCGUCAGUGGCACCUUUAUACAGUUGUAGAUAAGCUACUUCCUGUCCAGAGGAUGUUUCUUAGGACAUUUGUGAGACAGCCUAUUUCAAAUGAAGGUCUGACUGUAUAUCAGGUAGAUCAAGGGGAGAGUCGGUCUUUGUGGACCCUAUCCUUCACUUCAAGGAGCAUUUUGAGGUCUUUAAUGUCCGCACUGGAGGAGCUUGAACUCAAUGCCCAUAAUUCUGCCACUAAAUCUGACCAUGCUCAUAUGUACCUGUAUAUCUUGAGGGAGCAACAAAUAAAUGAUCUUUUGCCAUACAACCAAAGAGUGGAUGUAUCUAGUGGCGACGAGGAAGCUACAGUUGAGAAAAUUCUUGAUGAGAUGGCACGUGAAAUUAAUGCAUCAGUUGGUGUUAGAAUGCAUCGUUUAGGAGUUUGCGAGUGGGAAAUUAAGCUUUGGAUAUCGUCUGAAGGAAAUGCUAAUGGAGCUUGGAGAGUUGCGGUGAAAAAUGUGACUGGUCAUACUUGCAUUGUUCACAUCUAUAGAGAAAUUGAGGAUUCCACCAAAGAGACAGUAGUCUACAGUUCCACCUCCAACGACUCCCCUUUGCAUGGAUUACCCGUGAAUUCACAAUAUAAUCCUUUGGGAGUUCUUGAUCGAAAGCGUCUGCUCGCCCGUAGAAGCAGCACAACUUAUUGCUACGAUUUCCCACUGGCAUUCGAGGCGGCUCUGAACAAAUCAUGGACCCCACAUUCCGGAAUCACCAAGCCUAAAGAUAAGCCAAUACUCCGAGUCACGGAGUUAAUCUUUGCAGACAAGAAAGGCAAUUGGGGCACUCCUCUUAUUCCCAUCGAACGCCAGCCUGGACUUAACGACAUUGGCAUGGUGGCAUGGCGAAUCGAAAUGUCCACGCCCGAAUUCCCUUCCGGCCGGACAAUUUUCGUAGUAUCGAACGAUGUAACCUUCAAAAACGGUUCGUUCGGUCCAAGAGAGGACGCCUUCUUCCAGGCUGUUACCAAUGUUGCUUGUGCAGAGAAACUGCCUCUAAUCUACCUGGCAGCCAAUUCUGGUGCCCGCAUAGGCGUGGCCGAGGAAGUCAAAUCCUGCUUUAAGGUUGGCUGGUCCGACGAAACGAACCCAGAGCGCGGUUUCCAAUACGUCUACUUAACUCCGGAGGACUACACACGCAUAGAAGCUUCCGUGAUAGCGCACGAGCUGAAGCUCUCAAGCGGAGAAAUCCGAUGGGUGAUCGAUACUAUUGUGGGGAAAGAGGAUGGUCUAGGCGUUGAAAGUUUAACAGGCAGUGGUGCCAUUGCUAGUGCCUAUUCGAAGGCAUACCACGAAACGUUCACCGUGACUUACGUGACCGGAAGAACCGUUGGCAUCGGUGCUUAUCUCGCUCGUCUCGGUAUGCGGUGCAUACAGAGGCUCGAUCAGCCGAUUAUUCUAACUGGUUUCUCCGCUCUGAACAAACUCCUCGGCCGUGAGGUGUACAGUUCGCACAUGCAGCUCGGUGGGCCUAAAAUCAUGGCCACGAAUGGGGUCGUUCAUCUAACCGUCUCGGAUGAUCUCGAGGGUAUUUCAGCCAUUUUGAAGUGGUUGAGCUUCGUUCCACCGUACUCCGGUGGUCCCCUCCCUGUUUUGAGGCCGUUGGACCCGCCCGAACGGGCAGUCGAGUAUCUGCCCGAGACUUCGUGUGAUCCACGCGCAGCCAUAUGUGGUUCCGUUGAUGGUCACGGAAAAUGGCUUGGGGGUAUGUUCGAUAGAGACAGCUUCAUCGAGACCUUGGAAGGCUGGGCAAGAACGGUUGUUACGGGCAGGGCGAAGCUAGGUGGAAUCCCCGUUGGAAUUGUUGCAGUCGAAACUCAAACUAUGAUGCAGGUGAUACCUGCGGACCCCGGCCAGCUGGAUUCGCACGAGAGGGUCGUUCCUCAAGCGGGACAGGUGUGGUUUCCUGAUUCGGCGACGAAGACUGCUCAAGCGUUGAUGGAUUUCAACAUGGAGGGGCUGCCCUUAUUCAUUCUAGCCAAUUGGAGGGGGUUUUCGGGUGGGCAGAGGGACCUCUUUGAAGGUAUUUUACAGGCAGGUUCGACUAUUGUGGAGAAUCUUCGGACUUACGGGCAGCCCGUUUUCAUAUACAUACCUAUGAUGGGAGAGCUUCGUGGUGGUGCCUGGGUGGUUGUGGACAGUAAGAUUAAUCCUGAUCAUGUCGAGAUGUACGCGGAGAAAACGGCUAAGGGUAAUGUACUCGAGCCUGAAGGAUUGAUCGAGAUUAAGUUUCGAAAUAGAGAAUUGCUUGAGUGUAUGGGUAGGCUCGAUCCCGAGCUAAUCAAUCUCAAGUCCAAACUUAAGGACUCUCCAAAUGGGGAAGAUCUGCAGAGGAAAAUAAAAGCCCGCGAAAAGAAACUUCUGCCUUUGUACACUCAGAUAGCUACGAAAUUUGGGGAGCUGCACGAUACUUCGCUUAGAAUGGCUGCAAAAGGGGUGAUCAAAGAAGUUGUGGAAUGGCAAAAUUCUCGGAAUUUUUUCUACAAAAGAUUGUAUAGGAGAGUUGUCGAGGAUGGAUUGGUCAAGACCCUGAGAGAUGCGGCCGGUCAGCAAUUUGACUACAAAUCCGCACGCGAUACGAUUAAGCAGUGGUUCUUGAACUCGGAAAUUGGUGGAGGUGAAGAAAGUUCGUGGGCGGACGAUGAAGCUUUUUUCUCGUGGAGAGAAGAUUCUAGAAACUACGAGGAGAAGCUACAUGAGCUUCGUGUGCAAAGAAUGUUGUUUCAGUUUUCCAGCCUUGGGAAUUCGACAAUGGAUUUACGAGCACUACCUCAAGCUCUUGCUGCUUUGUUGGAAAAGGCGGAUCCUUCAAUAAGAGAUCAAUUGAUAGAUGAGCUGAGAGAGGUGCUACAUUGAUUGACAUAUGGUUGCAGCUUUUUACCGAUGUGGGAUUGCGGUCGAAUCUGGUAUUCCUUGUAAGCAAAUUUAUAUUAUAUACGAGUAAAAUGUAUGGAUGUUGGUCAACUUAAAUUAAUUCGAGAAUGUUUAGUGUAAAAUUAUAUGGGAGGGAAGAAAAAGUGUAGCAUGCGAAGGCUUCCUUUCUUGAGCGGCUUCAUGCUAAAUCCCCGUGUAAAAUUAGUUCAGAAUAUGUAAUCAAUUCAUUUAUAUUUUUCCGAAAUAUGAAUAAAAUGUAGAGUGAGGAGGGUGGACUCUUCUUACCCUGGAAAUGAAGCAACGAACAAGUUCUCGAUGAUAGAUGAUCACAAUGUGUUGUGUGUUGUUUAAAUGAUGUUUAAUAUAUUUUCUGGCAUGUUA